Messenger RNA from Gregarina niphandrodes, 1662 nucleotides. RefSeq lists its product as hypothetical. The record is from RefSeq and is a predicted model, not a curated record. The transcript has a single exon. The coding region runs from base 1 to 1662 and encodes 553 amino acids. NCBI's taxonomy places the organism in Eukaryota, Apicomplexa, Conoidasida, Eugregarinorida, Gregarinidae.
AUGAGAGGUUCUCUGGCGGGUUGUGAUAAGGGUCCCAGGCCAUGGCAACUUGCGCUAAUUGCUGGUGGUGGGGAUGCAUCGAGUCAGACGUCUAGUGGAUUGACGACUGGGUCCUGGGGCGAAUGCCCGGUCGAGAAAGACGGAGAGUCUUUCCGAAGAGACUCCUGCGGGGAAGACCCUUUCGGGGAAGACCCUUUCGGUGACGACCCGUUUGGUGACGACCCGUUUGGUGACGACCCGUUUGGUGACGACCCGUUUGGAGUGGACCCUUGGGAGCAAGCUCGCUGGAGUCAAAGACCCCAGAGAGGAGACCUGUGGUGGACGUGUGAAGGAGACGUGUGUGAAGGAGACCUGUGUGAAGGAGACCUGUGGGAGGGAGACCUGUGGGAGGGAGACCUGUGGGAGGGAGACCUGUGGAUGAAAGGUCCUUGGGAGCAAGAUGAGUGGGGUGAGGGUUAUGAGUCCACGGACGUGGCUGAAGCGUGGAACUGGAAUGUGGAGACCGGGAUGAGUGGGGAGCGGGUGCCCGUCCCGCGGUCGACGCCAGCUGCAGCUCCGACGGUGAUUGGGUUCCUCAAGAAGGACGGCAAAAUGUUGACAGUGUUUUCUCCCGGGCUCCAACAGGGAUUGUGCCUGGACUGUGAUUCCAGCGCUCGACCUGGCGCCGUUAAGACCGUGCUGGCGGAUGUCUGGCGGGAAAAGGCCGCGACACCAAGCGACGACGUGCUAGAGUUCCAGCGCCUCGUCGGCCGUAGUUAUGCGCCUUUCCCUGCACGGGUCGCGUCGGCAGUGGAGGUCCGGGGCAGCAUAGCCCGGCGGCUACGCAGACGCGUGGACUACCACUUGACCCUGCUGCAACAGAAAAACUCUGCCGCCGGGGAGGCGCUGCCCGGUGAGGCACUGCCCGGUGAGGCGCUGCCCGGUGAGGCGCUGCCCGGUGAGGCGCUGGAGUUGGACCACCGGGUCGGGUCGAAUUGUCUUGACGGACUGGAUGGGCGUUGCUGCCACGAGGAACCGAUUUGUCGAAAGUACCAGACUUUGGGCGCGUUGGUACAGCACCACAAGAUGUCGUUGCGAUUGUUCAUGAGCAUCAUGCUCGAGUCAAUCCAGAAGUUGAAGUCGUUCUCGAAGCGGGCGCUGCUGAGGCAGAUGCAUCCGAAAGCGCUGCCGCUGGCGUACGACGGUCUGAAGCAGAAAGUAGACAGCGGCUACAUCUACCCGUACCUCGCUUCGAUGGACCAGAUCCUUUUCGCUAAAGGAGACCCGUUGGUCUCAGUCUUCCUUCAGCCGCGGUUCCACACCAAACGGUCUGCCGCCAUGGAUAUGACUGGCCUCCUGUUUGCAAAGGUGGCCAUUCUUUGCGGCGCCAUCAAGUGCCCUCAGGUCAGAGACUCGCAACGCUGCUCCGGACGGCAGCCGGCGUGCAAAGCCGAAGAAAAAGUGGUAAAAACACUGCUGAAGGGACGCGCAUUCAAAAACUACGACAUCUGGCACACAGCACUAUCCGCCUGCUACAAGGAAGCCGAACAUCAGAAAUACACCGAGCAAUACAUCAUUUCGGAUAUCCGUCAAGGGUGCGCAACGCCGACCCUUACCGAACACAGACAUCAGGCGCCUUGUCGAACAGAUACCUGCCCCCAGGUGCUGGCAGGUCCUAAGUAA